CAUUGGUGAGGAUGUGAAACAAUGGCUGACAGUUCUCAAACAGCAUCGAGUCCUUCUGCAACAAAACCUUCCUCCCAAGUGGGCUCCCAACUUAUGACUGUUCCUCUUGGUUCCCAAGAGCUGGCUUUUGCACAAAAAGAAGACUGGGAAGGUGUGGAUGGGAACGAACUGAUCUUUGCCUUGGAUAACGAUGAAGAAGCCAUCGACGAUCCCCCGGAAAGCUUCUCUCUGUGUGAAGACUCCAGUCAAGAGAAAUCCCAUCAUGCAGGGUCCCUCCUCCACGUGCCACUUCCUCUCCCGUCUUCUCCUGACUCGGAUUUCUUGCCCGCCGCUCCCCUUUCCAGCUCUCCUAGUUUCCCACCUCAGCGAUCGACCGGGUUCAUCAACCCGCAAGGCCCCAAACCGCUCAUCAACCUCGUGAAGUCCCUUUCGACCGAGAUCGAGUCCCGCGACACUUCCUCCCUCAAGCCCCAGCCUCUGCUGAGCCUGGUCAAGUCCAUUUCCACCGAGAUUUCUCGCCUGGAGCCGGAGGUGACUCAAUCGAAAUCGGACUCCAAGCUCAACGUCCACCGGUGGCGGCAGAUCACCCAACCCAAGAGCAAAAAUGGGGACUCCAGGACUGCUCCGUCUUCACCCAGCACGUCCCCUUCAGAGAGCAAAGGCAGCUUCUUCAAGGCCCAGGAAGCCAAGUUCGAAGACACCAAAAGGCGGUUUUCAGAGGCCAUGCAAGAACCGCUCAGCAGGCUCAGUAAAAUCAUAGGAGACGAGAAUAACAUUUCUCCAAAACAAAAGUCCACCCUUUCUGGCAACGUCCUUGAAUCUUCUUCCGGCCUUCGUAGAGAUUCCUCCUCCUCUUCGGAGACCAAGAGCGAGGGCCAAAGCAAUCCAGGCCAGCCCUGCCGAAGGAACCAAGGAGAGGAACAUUCGCCCUCAGAACAGAAAUGGGGGCCUUCCUCAAACUGCCGGUACGAGAUCUGCUCCUACGGCGACGUCAUCGAAGUGGUUGAAGUGGCUCAAGAGGAACGGCCUGGCGAGGGCGACGUGCGGACAAUCCGGCCCCUGGAGGUCUUGUGCCCCACCCAGCCGCGUAGCCCCGUGCCCUGCAAAGCCCUCGCCUGCAUUGCCCUGCUGGCCUACAAUUACUUUGUCCUGCCUCUGCCCCCCUACGUCUCCGGCCUUCUCCUUGGCUUGGCCUGCGGGUUCAUGUUGGGCUUCCUGAUCAUCCUCCUCUUGGUGCCAAAACGCUCCCUGUCUCGGCGGAAAACGCGGCCGCCUUGGGACAAGAUCCCGGCAGAGGCGCUGAGUCGGCAGCCCCGAGAACCCAACAUGCUUAAGGGAUGGAUGAACGAGAUGUACUUCUACGAUCCUGAGAUCUAUCACCCAUCGCUGACCCAUUCUGUGUUUGUGACCUUGGAAAACUCCUCCUUGAAGCUCUCCUACCCCAAAAGCAACGUUCCCCGGAGAGCCACCUUUGAAGAAGAGAUCCCGGAGGUAGCUUUUGUGAAUCACCACAAUUACGACUUGAACGGCGCUAAGGUCUUCCUCUUUCCACCCGGGCUGGCUCGAAAGAGGAUGUGGAACAAGAAAUACCCCAUUUGUGUUCUCUUGCCGGAGCUGGACGACCCGGGGAGCAAGCUUGUGCCAGACCCCCCAAAAGAGAAGAGUGCCAAGAAGAGGCAGCCCCCCGGCCAGGAGACUCCCCCAAAGCCCCCAGACGACCCCCGGGAAAGGACUCUUUACCUCUUUGGCAGAACGGGAAGGGAGAAGGAGGAAUGGUUUCAGCAUCUCACGACGGUCUCCCAAGCAAAAGACUCCGAGCUGCACAAUGCCAGUCAAUGCACCAACCAGCUGAGCCCAUCUGGGAAAGGGUCGCGUAGCAACUGCAGCAGCCCGGGGAGUAUGGAAGACCUCCCUUCUUUGGUCAAGCCCAGGGAUCUGGUGGGAAACAUGCAGGAGAAACUGCUGCUGGAUUACAACACCUACAUAUCCCGCGUCGUCCCAACAGCAAACAGCUCCACCUCCCCCGAGAGCCCCUGCCCCAGCGCGACUGGCAGCCUGACUCCCAAAAAGGGUCUUGGGGAUGAGAAUUUCACCAGCGAAUCACAGACGGCGUGGGUCAAUGCAGUGCUCGGACGGAUGUUUUGGGACUUCCUAAGGGAAAAAUAUUGGGCAGACCAGGUCUCAGACAAGAUUCAGAAGAAACUGGGCCGAAUCAAGCUGCCCUAUUUUAUGAACGAACUCACACUCACUGAGCUGGACAUGGGCGCCUCCAUCCCGCAUAUCAUCGGUGUUUCCAGUCCAACCGUUGACCAUCGUGGGCUUUGGGUUGACAUGGAAGUGACCUACAGUGGUUCCCUGCAGAUGACCCUGGAGACAAAGAUGAACCUGUGUAAGCUGGGAAAAGAAGCCCUGGCCGAGGAGAGCGGGAAGGCAGACACCAGUGGAGAAGGCAUCAAGCCCCGGUUAGUCCUUCUGGCCGACAGUGACGCCGAAUCCUCCAGCGCUGGAUCCUCCGACGAGGAAGAUCUUCCUACCGUGGAGCCUUCAGGAGCCCCCGGAGAUAGAAACAUCCCUCCUGGAGCUGAAGGCCAUGUGGUCGGCAACAGCACGAGCCGGAAAAUCCUGCGGCUGGUGGACAAGAUCGCCAAGUCCAAGUACUUCCAGAAGGCCACCGAGAAUGAAUUCAUCAAGAAGAAGAUCGAGGAAGUCUCCAACACGCCCCUGCUGCUCACCGUGGAGGUCCAGGAGCUGACGGGCACCUUGACGGUGAACAUCCCUCCACCCCCAACAGACCGGGUCUGGUACAGCUUUAAGAUCCCCCCACAGCUAGAUCUGAAGGUCCGCCCAAAGCUCGGAGAACGGGAAGUCACCUUCAUCCACGUGACCGAAUGGAUCGAGAAGAAACUGCAGCACGAGUUCCAGAAAAUUUUAGUGAUGCCAAAUAUGGAUGACCUCAUCUUACCUCUAAUGCAUUCUGGGUUGGAAUCCCCAAUGCCUGCGGAGGAACCCCCGAAGGACUGCCUGGGAGAAUGCGAGAAGAAAUGUUGAGGAGGGGCUUAGCCUGCCCGAAACCCUCGAUGGGGUUGGCUGAGAUAAUCCAGCAGCCAGAUAAUCGGGACCUGGGACGGCGCAUCAUCCUAGAGUCAGUCGUGAUGCUGGUCUUGGACUUAUCGAUCCAUUUCUUCCA
Heteronotia binoei (common prickly gecko) is the source of this 3187-nucleotide messenger RNA. RefSeq names its product testis-expressed protein 2-like. The coding region runs from base 22 to 3048 and encodes 1008 amino acids. Gene Ontology annotation, molecular function: lipid binding. Gene Ontology annotation, cellular component: endoplasmic reticulum. NCBI's taxonomy places the organism in Eukaryota, Metazoa, Chordata, Lepidosauria, Squamata, Gekkonidae. The transcript is spliced from 11 exons. The record is from RefSeq and is a predicted model, not a curated record.